CACCUAUAGUGUGCUUGGUGACGGUGUGUGAAUGUUGUAAUUUUUCAGGUUAUGUUCAUAACAACUAAAUACCUGAGUUGUUUGUGCUUGUUUUUGGCCUGACCGGUAAAAUCGCUACGUGUAUCUUCGUAAAAGAAACGGCUGAGUGUGUGACGUGCUGUCAGGAGCAGUUUGUCUACGAAGUAAUCUCGUCAUAUACUUCGUGGCUAACGAGAAAAGGCGGACAGUGAAAUUCAAAGGUUGUCAAUACUGUAGAACUGAAGCGAUGGACCAGGAGCCAACUAAGUGGAUAAAAAAAGAUGAAACUGAUGAAGUACAAACUGAGUUACACUUCAUAGUAGAGAUUCCAAAAUGAUGAUGCUUACUAUAAACUGAAUACACAUCCAUGAAUGAAUACAGAUGAAGGAAGUUUCAAGACUGUAGUACUAAAGCAAUGGACCAGGAGCCAGCUAUGUGGAUAAAAAAAGAGGGAACGGCCGAAGUGAAAACAGAGUUAUACUUCAUGGCCCAAGUUUACCCACACAACAUGAAUAUAAAAGAAGAGUUGGAGGAGGGUGUGAAUAAAGAGUCCAUUGAAGAUCCAUUGGGAAUAUCGUGGUCCACUGAUUUUAUCAAGGAGGAUCCUGAAUUAAAUUUGGAAAUGAGUGUAACUGAGAAUAUUGUGGAAACCUCAACAGGAUAUGCAUCUGAUAGUACAAGAUUGACUCAGUGUGCUGGUGGGUGCUGUGACAUACCAUGUGAAGAAACUAGUCGCCAUAGAGUGGUCCAGGAUGAGUUGGUGAUAGACAUGAAGUCAACACAUGAGUUUGGUACCAAUACAAAAGAUAUGACUGUUGAUAAGAACUGCUCAGUUGCCACACAAUAUAACUGUAGUACGAGGGAAAAGGAAUUAUAUGUAUAUAGCUGUAAUUUCUGCCAACAGAGCUUUCCUUCAAAAUACAGAUUCAUAAAGCAUGUGUUUAUGCACAUUGAUGGCAUGCAACCACCUUCGUAUGUUUGUAAGUGGUGUGGUGAAGUAUUUCACAGUAAUGUUAGUUUGAAAAAACAUUUGAGAAUGAGUGAGAAUCAUCAUGUCUUAACUGCUGGAAACCAUGAAAAAUAUGGCUAUAGUGAAGAGCAUCAAAGCAGUAUCUUCUCAGAUAGUGAGCCAGAAGUUUCUAUCGCAGAAUACAAUGAGCUGAAUUCAUACAAGGAAAUGUGGAAAGCUGCUAGUGACAUAGGUAACACACACAUGACAAAUGAUACAGAGGAAACAAAUCAUUAUGGAUCUCUAUCUACAACUGUUAAUGUCAGAUCCCAGGGUGAUCUACUUACUGCAAACAGAAUCCACAAACGUGAUAUUUGUGGCAAAUCUUUUGCUGGUGCAGGCAAUCUUAAGAAACAUGGAUUAAUUCACACUAGAAAAAAACCUCACAAAUGUAAGAUUUGUGGGAAAUCUUUUGCUUUCCCAAGCCAUCUCAAGAAACACAUGGUUCUUCACACUGGAAAGAAACCUCAUAAAUGUGAGCUUUGUGGACAAUCUUUUCCCAGGAGAAGCUCUCUCAAUAGACAUAAAUUAAUACACACUGGAAAUAAAUCCCACAAAUGCCAGAUUUGUGGGAAAUAUUUUGCCAGGACAGACGCUCUCAGAAGUCAUUCACUAAUUCACACUGGAAAAAAAUCCAACAAAUGCGAGAUUUGUGGGAAAUCUUUUGCCAGGACAAGCAAUCUCAAGGCACACAAAUUAAUUCACACUGGGAAGAAACCUCAUAAAUGUGAGAUUUGUGGGAAAUCUAUUGCUUACUCAAGCAGUCUCAAGAAACAUUUGUUACUUCACACUGGAAAGAAACCUCAUAAAUGUGAGAUUUGUGGGAAAUCUUUUGCUUUCUCAUGGGAACUCAAGACACAUGUAUUUCCUCACACUGGAAAGAAACCUCAUAAAUGUGAGAUUUGUGGGAAAUCUUUUGCUUUCUCAAACGGUCUCAAGAAACAUGUAUUACUUCACACUGGAAAGAAACCUCAUAAAUGUGAGAUUUGUGACAAAUCGUUUGCCCUCACACGUUAUCUCAAGAAACAUGUAUUAAUUCACACUGAAAAGAAACCUCACAAAUGUGAGAUUCGUGGGAGAUCUUUUGCUAGAGCAGGCAAUCUCAAGACACUGAAUCAUACAUGCCAGGAAGAGACCUCACAAAAGUGAUGUUUGUGGCAAAUCAUUCUUAGAUCAGCUUAUCUCAAGAUACAUGCAUUAGGACACAUUGGAAGGGGACCUCACAAAUGUGAUACCAGUGACAAAAGUUUCACUCAGUUGGGCACUCUCAAGAUACAUCAGAAAGAAACUACAAGUAAGUGUUAGUUUUUUGUAAAUAGGUUUUCCUGGUUGAUGCCCUCAAGGUGUGUAAAAUAAUGGAAGAAGCAAGGGGAGAAUAAAUUGUAAUGCCCGUGAAAUAACAUACAAAUAUGGUAUAAUUGUGAAACAAUGUGUACUAUAGAGUGGUAACAGAUAAUGUGACAAUAUAAAAAUCCAUAUCUGCUGCUUGAGAUGUCAAGAAAUUGUAUUACUAAAUACUCGAGAAACAUGACUCAAAUGUGUUUUUGUCAAUAACACUUCUGUUUUUUCCUAUAGCUCUUGAGAAAAGAAAAUUGUGUAUUGUGAUAAAUCCCUGUUUGUCAGGAAUCAUAAGUACCAUGCAAUAUUCAGUAUAAGGCCAAGGAUAGGUGAUGACUUGCUGCUUAUUAUUCCAAACAUAGUCAUCAUGUAGUACUUGUAACUGUGCAUUUUAGAAACAGUGACAUCAAAAAUAUAUUCAUGGCACUUCCUUCACAAAGGCUAGUAAACUCAACACUGGAGAAACAUGAUUAUGACAAUUAUUUUAGUCAGGUAUGUUUUCGCAAGAGAUCUGCUGUAUGUGAAAUGAAUAGAGUUUACAUUUAUGUUCUGUUAGUACUAAUCCUGUAUUAGUAAGAGUAACAACAAAUAUAGCAACCUGCUUAAUAGCAUGUUUGUCCACCUUUGGAACACAAUACUUCGACAGUUUUACACGAUAUGGACUUGGCAUGUCAUUUAUGUGUUUCUGGAUGUAUGUUGUACCAGUUGCAUUCCACACGUUCAGAUCAGCUACAUGGUGUGAUCAAGAUGUUAGGUACCAUACUACUAACACAACUGUAGAGUCGUUCUGCAUAUGUGUCAUCGGCAGUUAUCCUGCUGUAAGAUGCCUUCACCGUGGGAGAGCAUAUCAGGCAUGAAGGAAUCUAUGCAGUAGCAAUAACCCACAUAGUCGGCAACUCUCAUGAUGCCUUCAAUUACUACCAGAUGUCCCAAAGGAGCCUGAGUGACUGUCCCCAUAGCAUAAUGGGCCCACCACGUAGUGCCAUUCGCCUAGAUGAUAGCAUAUCUGGAUGUUGCAACUGACCUGGUGUAACAGGAAAUGUCACAUAUCCUGACAGUUGGCAGUUGACAUUAGCAUUGACCUUCAUUCCAGCAUCAAUGAUCCCUUGCCCACUGCAGUUGCAAUUGAACAUUUUUGUGGAGCCCCAUGUUCAACAAUAUACAUUGAUUUGUGGGUUCAAAAACGUCUAUGGCUGCUCAAGCAUUGUUUUCUGUAAUUAGAUAUGACAUAUUGCCACAUGUCAAGCUUCACAGAGCAGGCAAGCCUCUGACCUGCAUGAUUUGUAAUGGAUAGGUGUAUUACAUGUUUUCAUAAGUUUAUCAGUUUAUCACCUUUAAGCCACUUUCCACAGAUGUUCACAAAAGUAGCAUAGAUCUAGCCUACCAGCUUCACCACUUUUGAGGUGCUUGUUCCCAACUACAAUCCCACUGUAACCAGCCCUUUGCUAAAGUCACUUAUGUCAUUGGAUUUAUAUGUCUGUGACCCAUCUAAUUGGUAGAACAAUUCAAUGUUAAUUUCUGGUCUGCUUAUAUACUUGUAAUCUGCUUAUUGCAUCAUGUGCAUACAACAUGGGGCAUUCAUACUCCUUGCAGGCAGUAUUCAUGACAGUUUUGCUCACCAGUGCAUCUCUACAUAAAUGGGUCAGAUGUUAAAAUGUGUAAUCUAAUAAAUUCAUUGUUCGUGGUUGCCAUGUACACCAGUGCACAAUAGCUAUAUUUUUUGCGAAUUUUUUUGUUUUACUAAGCUCUGUACGUGAUAGAGAUAAUGUAGAUAGGUGUUAUGCACCAAAGCUCUUAAUUAUUUUUUCAGCAUUCAAUACCAUGUAAGUUAUACACAAAAUGAAAUAGGUAAACAAACAUUAGGUCUUACAAUUUGAUUCCAGUUAUUCGUAUACACAAGAACAACACUUGGGAGAGCUCAGAACAUGAGUACUAAAUAUUUCUUGCAUUUCAUUCAAAGUUGUUUUCAAUGUGGAUAGUUUCCUUAAUUUGUGUAAAUAAACAUGACGUCUUUGGAAA
This is a messenger RNA of Schistocerca serialis cubense, 4384 nucleotides long. Its product is annotated as zinc finger protein 708-like. Gene Ontology annotation, cellular component: nucleus. The coding region runs from base 434 to 2176 and encodes 580 amino acids. Gene Ontology annotation, molecular function: RNA polymerase II cis-regulatory region sequence-specific DNA binding; DNA-binding transcription activator activity, RNA polymerase II-specific. Gene Ontology annotation, biological process: regulation of transcription by RNA polymerase II. NCBI's taxonomy places the organism in Eukaryota, Metazoa, Arthropoda, Insecta, Orthoptera, Acrididae. The transcript is spliced from 8 exons. The record is from RefSeq and is a predicted model, not a curated record.